This is a messenger RNA of Colletotrichum orchidophilum, 1329 nucleotides long. RefSeq lists its product as uncharacterized. The record is from RefSeq and is a predicted model, not a curated record. The transcript is spliced from 6 exons. The coding region runs from base 1 to 1329 and encodes 442 amino acids. Lineage: Eukaryota; Fungi; Ascomycota; Sordariomycetes; Glomerellales; Glomerellaceae.
AUGAAUUCAACAUCAACAGACGACGGACAGGUAGCGACGCCAGAUGUCCCUCCAGUGGACCCAAGCGAAACGCGGCAGCCACUCGUAAUCGGCGUAACAGUCACGGCUUUGUUCCUCGCAACGCUCGUCACGGCCCUGAGAGUACACGUUCGCGCUCGCCUACUGAGGAAAUGGGGCUGGGAUGACUCGGCUCUGGUGACAUCUCAUGUCCUUGUAUCUGUCGUUGGGCUUUUAAUGCUCAUUAACACUCAUUUUGGGGAUGGACUGCACCAAGCCACGCUGCCUAGGGACAAGUUUCUCAAAUCCCAAGAAAUCUCAAUCACGGCCGUGGCCAUCUACCAAGCCGCCUAUGCUCUCAUCAAAUCAACCUUUCUCCUACAGUACCGGCGUGUGUUUCCAUUACCGGCUUUCCAAAAGUUAUGUAACAUCUUUUUGGUUUUUAUUAUUGCCUUUGGUAUAUCGCAGGUGAUAUCCCUUUGCCUCGCUUGUAUCCCUCUCAAGAGUCUCUGGGACCACACAGUACCAGGGCGAUGCAUAAGGCUGCUUGACUGGUGGAUGAUUGGUUCCUCGAUAAACCUCGUCACCGACAUCGUCAUCUACGUCAUGCCAUUGCCGCUGCUGCGGACGAUACCCCUGCCCACGAGGCAAAAGAUAGUGCUGAUGAUUACAUUUGGCCUUGGGUUUUUCACCUGCGCGAUAUCAGUCAUUCGCCUCACGACCCUCAAAAGCUCCUCGACCUCCAAUGACAUCACAUAUCAUACCGUCAUCGCCGGAAUCUGGUCAAUAACAGAGCUAAGCUGUGCCAUAAUCUGCCUCUGCGUCCCGACCCUUCGUCCGCUGCUCAGUGGACAGAACUUAAGGGUGCGAUGGCCCUCUUACCUUCGGGCCAAUAUCGAAGAGAACGCCGACACCGAGCUCUGCACGCAGUCCGACGGUGAUGGCGCAGUGAAGAGCAAGACGAGGCGAUCGAGAGCCGAUGCGUACGAACGUUCGACCAGCGGCCACGGGCAGAUCAAUUAUAACGAGGAGACCGGCGGUGGUGGAGCCCCGCAUCCGCGGAUAGAUCUGAGUGACGUUCCAGGGAUCCUGCCCCCGCCCGCGGUGCACAGAACGCCGUCUCAAGAUUCCCCGCCUUACGAGAACUCGCCGCACAGGGAGACUGUACCGCUGACGAGGGUCGACACCGAGGAGGGCGUGCGGUUCUUGUCCGUCGACCCGCCGGAGGCGGAACUGCCCACGCCGCUGCAGCCUCCGCCUCGGCGACAUACCGACAGAGGAGCGAGCCGAGGGGACGGAGGAUAUUUCGGCGCCGUUGUGUGGGAUACGUAA